Penicillium macrosclerotiorum is the source of this 1938-nucleotide messenger RNA. RefSeq names its product fungal specific transcription factor domain-containing protein. The coding region runs from base 1 to 1938 and encodes 645 amino acids. The record is from RefSeq and is a predicted model, not a curated record. The transcript is spliced from 4 exons. Gene Ontology annotation, biological process: DNA-templated transcription. Gene Ontology annotation, cellular component: nucleus. NCBI's taxonomy places the organism in Eukaryota, Fungi, Ascomycota, Eurotiomycetes, Eurotiales, Aspergillaceae. Gene Ontology annotation, molecular function: DNA binding; zinc ion binding.
AUGCCAGAACAUGCUCCUGACAAUGAAGGCGAUGCUAAAAGCCUUUAUAUUCAAAAUGCGUGGUUGGGAGAGAUGAAAGCCAUGGUUGACGCCAAAGAAAACCUGGUGGUUUUCGAAGUCCAUCUUUACGUUGUUGUUUAUCGAGCUCUCAAGGAGAAACUGAAGCCGUGGCUGAUGGAGAAAGAAAAGGAAAGAAGCGCCAGAAACAGUGCUGUUCGGUAUAAGGCGUACAAAUGUCGAAGCACAGCCAUCAAGUGGCAGGGCUGCCCGGGUGGCUCCACAUCUCCUACGCCCGACAAGGUGUUUCUUGAAGCAUGCGAUGUCUAUUUCCGGCACUGUCAUAAUAAGCCAUAUGGAUUCUUCAAUUCUGCUCUUUUCCAACAAAAGGUAGCUCACAAUCAGGUUCCUCUCCAUCUUCGCUUGGCCCUGAUCGCGACCGCUGCACGCUACUCGUCCCGUUCCCAGUGGCGGGACAGAAAGCAAAGUACGAUCGAUGAGUAUGCACGAUGUUCGUGGGAAUUGAUUGUCACUUCCCAAAAUGGCCUGGAUGACAAUGAUGAGGUGACGGUAGUCCAAGCUCUUGCACUUUUGGCUGUCAUUGAUGCAACUGCCGGGCGAAGAAGAGGUGCUUGGGUCAAAAUCGGAAUGGCCGUUCGGAUCAGCCAAGAUCUUCAAAUGAUGCUUGAGUCCAGUACAACUAUUUCCGAAUUGAGACGUGAUGAACGGAGGAAUCUGUUUUGGUCGUUAUACCUCCUCGAUCGCUUUGUAUGCUGCUCUUUCCAACGGCCACACGCCAUCAGAGACUCGGAUUGCCUUCUUAAUUUACCCACACAUCAUUACUCUGGGAAACGGGUGCCUCCCAUCACACUCGGGAAGUUAUUAGCUGUUGACUCUCGCGAUUCUUCUAUCCGACCGGGAAUGUUUGGUAUCAGCAUCGCAUUAUCGGCAGUCCUCGGACGCACUAUCCAAUAUAUGAUGAAUGACGAAAGCACUAAUGAAGCUCCGUGGGACCCAAACUCAUCCUAUCACAGAAUUCUUACAGACUUGGAGUUUCUGAAAGAGCUGGCUGUGGAUAAUAGUCCUAUAUUGGCAGCUCCUGGACAACCACGCUCUCAAAGUGAGAUACAAGAUCAAGAUCGUGAGCGAAUUGCACAUAUGGUUCUAUCUCAUACAUUAUACCACCUUGCUUAUUGCAUCCUUGGCCAUCCGCUUUUGCUUGGGAUGAAAAUACAAUCUCGUCCAAUCCCCGAAAUGCCAACCAAAUGGCUGGAAGAUACUCGCACCACUUCGUUGGUUCAUGCUGGUUCCCUGAUUACUGUCCUUGUGGAAGCUAAGGCUGCGGGUUAUAUGCCUGUCCCUUCUGUCUACAGCUACUGCAUCUUAGUGGCCAGUACCAUACACGCUCUGCAUCUAUACAGUGAGGAGUUGGUGGUUAGUCAGGCCUCUGCAGAAUAUUUGAGAACAUCGUUGGACUACUUGAGUGAGGUUUCAGAGCUUUGGUGCAAUGCUCAGGUCAUGGCCGAUGCACUCAAGUCAUUUGCUCUCCAGUGUGCCCGAAGCAGUGAUCUACUCUUGCGAGAUAAUCCCCUUGUUGAUGAGCUUAGUAAUACUGAAUCGGCCGUUCUAAAAUCCCUGGUUGACUAUUGGGCGAUGAUGGACCCGCUUAAUCCCGUCUUCGAGCAGACAUCGUCAAAGGGGAGCAAUUUUUCAGAUCUCUCUGACUUAAGCGCGGGCUGCUUAACGCCUCCAAUUCCCGAAAUUAUAGACAGUCUCACGCUGGAGGGGAGUCUUCCUGGGCCAAAUAGCGAAAAGACAACUUCUGUAGACCCGGAUAUCGUGUUUCAAUGGCCCGUUGCAGCAAUGUCACCCAUCGGUUCGGAUGAUGAAAAUUCACCUAGAUGGGAUUGGGACAACGAGUUCAAUAUCAUCAGAAACUAG